Pongo pygmaeus (Bornean orangutan) is the source of this 3633-nucleotide messenger RNA. RefSeq names its product dol-P-Glc:Glc(2)Man(9)GlcNAc(2)-PP-Dol alpha-1,2-glucosyltransferase-like. Lineage: Eukaryota; Metazoa; Chordata; Mammalia; Primates; Hominidae. Gene Ontology annotation, cellular component: endoplasmic reticulum. Gene Ontology annotation, molecular function: dolichyl pyrophosphate Glc2Man9GlcNAc2 alpha-1,2-glucosyltransferase activity. The record is from RefSeq and is a predicted model, not a curated record. The transcript has 3 exons. The coding region runs from base 116 to 496 and encodes 126 amino acids. Gene Ontology annotation, biological process: dolichol-linked oligosaccharide biosynthetic process; protein N-linked glycosylation.
CCAGUCUGGCUAGUCCCGUGUAGCGCGCCCAUUUCGAGCCCAAGUUUCCAGCUCGGGUUUCCGGGCUCAGAAUUUUCCAGGAGUGGGUUCUUGGGCAGUGGCUGUCGGAGCAGGAAUGGCGCAGCUAGAGGGUUACUAUUUCUCGGCCGCCUUGAGCUGUACCUUUUUAGUGUCCUGCCUCCUCUUCUCCGCCUUCAGCCGGGCGCUGCGAGAGCCCUACAUGGACGAGAUCUUCCACCUGCCUCAGGCGCAGCGCUACUGUGAGGGCCAUUUCUCCCUUUCCCAGUGGGAUCCCAUGAUUACUACAUUACCUGGCUUGUACCUGGUGUCAGUUGGAGUGGUCAAACCUGCCAUUUGGAUCUUUGGAUGGUCUGAACAUGUUGUCUGCUCCAUGGGGAUGCUCAGAUUUGUUAAUCUUCUCUUCAGUGUUGGUAACUUCUAUUUACUAUAUUUGCUUUUCCGCAAGGUACAACCCAGAAACAAGUUAUAUCGAUAAAUUCUUCGGGCAGUCAGUUCCAAAGUUGCUCUCUGAAGAUGUUGGAGCUCUGAGUCACUGAAGUUUAGCUUGAAUUUAAUGUUUGAUGUCAUACUGAUGCUUUUUAAAUUGUGGACCAUCAUACCUAAAUUUUUACCUAGAUCUCUCCAAAUCUAGCAUAUCAAGUAAUAUUAAAAAGCUAGCAUUUAUUUUGUUCUCAUUUGUUUUCAUUAAUUAUAUUGCUUGGUGUGAUUGUGAUUUUUUGCUGUUUUUUUUUUUUUUGGCUGAUAUCAAGGAAGGAAUGCUUUUUUAUCCACAUAAAUAAGCAAGACCAUUAUUGGAUGCCAUCUACCCACAGUACUGUCUGACCCUGAAAACAAAUACAGUCAACUCACUUAUCUGUGGCUGACAGUGUUCAUUUAUGUUAUCUACCUUGCCAAUUAAAAAUAGAGAAAUCUUAUACAUAAUGAAAUAGUUCUUGUGCUUCUCAAAAACAUGACUUAAUUUGCACUGAUUUACUCAUAUAUGAUUUGGUAUAGCAAAUCAUUUGCUUAUCCUUACUAAGCAAUUCUAUAGAAUUUUACAUUCAAAAUCAGUACCUUGUUUUUGCUCUUAUAUAACACAACAUAAAGUGAAUAUCAACAAAUUUAUAAUUACAAACCGAAUAGCAAUAAUCAUUAUAGUUUAAACAACUAUUUACAACUAGUACAAUUUUUAUACAAAUAUUAUAUUGUAUAAAUAAAUAAAACAACAACUAUUUAUUUAGCUCAUAGCCCUGUUGGUCAGAAAUUUGGACUGGGCUGAACUGCAUGAUUUUCUACUGGUCUCAGUUACACCUACAAGCUCAGCUAAACCAUUUUGCAUGUCAAAACAAAAGAGUGUGACCACCUAUCGACUGGGGUUGUUGGGAAGCCUGGACUAUAUGUGUCCACCUUGCUAGCCUGGAAAUUUUAACAUGGUGGCCUUGUCAGGGGUCCCAAGAGGAUCAAGAAAGGGCAAACCACAAUAUACAAGUAGUUUUCAAGUUGCUGCUUGUUUUAUGUUUGCCACUCUUUUGUUGGACAAAGUAAAUCACAUAGCCAAGUCCAGUCACCAUGGAAGGGUACCACCAAAGGGCUUGGAUGAAGAGGGAAGAAUCUGUAGCUGCUUUUUAAGUCAGCCACAGAUGGACUUUGGGGAAACUGAUUCACGGAUUCCUACUUUGCUGUUUUUUUAAAACUAUUCAUUUAUUGUAAUUAGAAUUGACAUUAGACAGCAGUUGGUAGCUUAGACAGCAGGCAUUUCUGCUCUCUUAUGCUGCCGCAUUGUGAGAACUGGACAUUUAGUUCACCUUCAUGAUGUUAUAUACUUUAUAAUAUGUGAAUUUACUCAUUCUCAACUUUUCCUUAUUAGUUCAUGUACUAUUUUUUUGGUUCAUCAGUUGAGAACUCUGAUACUUUUAGGCAUUGGCCUCAGAUGUGCUAUGUAUCAUUAAAUUAUGUGAUUCAAAGUCCUGCAAGAAUAAAAGAAUAAUCUCAGCCAUAAGUCUUGAACUUUGUUAUAAAAGAGUAGAUUGCAACGGUCACCAGAAACUUAAAUUUUCCUCUUAGGUCAUUUUAAAUGAUUAACAUGCCGAACUUCAUAGUAAAUAGUUGGUUUUAUGUAUAAGUAAGAAUCCAAAAUAGUCCCUGUGUGGGUCUACCUUUAUUUAAAUGAUUUUUCUGUGUUCUGAAUAUUGUGGAGUCUCCUAUAUGGAAUUAUUGUUAGAAUUCUGAAGUCCCACUUUGGGGAAAAAGUUAUUCAUCCCAGAGCCACAGACAACCUGUUGCUUUUUCUAUGAUUUCUUCCCUUCCUACUUCACUUUCCUGAGUUCAUCCUCUGCCAUCUUUCUGUCCCUCCCCGUGUCAAAGGUCCUGAGGAAAGGGCCUGGUGAAAUGGACUCUGGAGUUAGACUGAGGUCCAACAGCCUGACAAACCUUAAGUAAGUGUGUGAUCUUUCUGCCUGUUUCAUCCAGGUGUCAGUAACUUAGUCCCAUGUUCCAGUGAUGACCUGUUACUUCUAAGUAACAGAAAAAUAACCCCAACAUAAGUACAAACAAAAUAAAAUGAAAAGGAAUUUACUGGGGAAUCAGAGAAACAGCUGCAAAGUUCUAAGCCCUUCCUAGCACCUCAGGGCUAGAACUGGCCCUCAGAAUGUUUUUCCUUGUCUUUAUUUCUCUGCCUGUUGGCUUUUCCUCUCCUACUACAGGCAGAUUCUUCCAUUCAGUCAGAAAUAAUGACCAACAGGAUCCCUAUGCUCAUAUCAUCUUAGCAGUCAUUAAGGAAAGAAGGAUUAGGACUGAGUUUCUUUCUUUCAUUACCUUUGAUUACUCUGGUUGCAGAGCCAAAAAAGCCUUUGUCAUCAUUAAAUACAAGUGAAAUACUAUUGAAUUUUACUACAUGGCAGAUGUUGUUCUGUGAGGUUUCCAUGAUUAAGUUAAUUUAAUCCUCACAGGAACUAUUACAGAUAAUCAUAUAAAGUAGGUAUAAUUCCAUAUUAUACCCAUUUUACCGAUGAAGAUAUUGAAGAACUAAAUAAUGAAAUAACUUUUCCAGUCACACAGCUAGUAAAUGGCAGAGCCAGGAUUCAGUAUAAGGAAAUCUACGCCAGGGACAAUGCACUUGUGAACCUGCCAUGGUUUGGAGGUUUCCUAAGUUUCUACAUAGGCCCCUCCCAGGAAGUGGCAAUUCAUGUUCUAAAACAGUUUUUAAAAACUAAAACCUAAUCCUCUUUGAAAAGAGUAAAUUUGAAAUACAUUCAUAGGUACACUUUUGACAGUGUGCAAUUCAGGACUCAGAGUUGGAAAACAACCUCAGGUUUAUUUGGAUAGCUGGAAAAAUUAAAGGACGAAAUGUAAUUUUGGCUGGAGAGUAAAUGAUCACGUAAACCAAAGACCUGUCCAAAAAAUUUUAUAUUGGAUUCAUUCCACCUUCAUUAUGAUUAGCCAUGUUUGAAGUUUGCAUUAUUUCUUGUUCUUUAUGUGGGCAUUAGUUAUCUACUUUAUAAAGAAUAUGUUACUGUAAUUUUUAAAAGAAGUACCACAAAUACUUUGUACUAUUGGAUGUAAAUAAAACACUUAUAUGCAUUGAAAUGACUUAUAGUAAUUUAUAAAUUAAAGUUUCUUACUGUAGGACAAAUU